UCAAGUUGUACUCAGUCAUAAUUGUAAGUUCCUUUUGGAUAAAGGCGUCAGAUAAAUGCUGUAAAUGUAAAUGAGCGGCACAUUCUGAGCUAUGCCCCUCCCAUCUGGAGUUUGACCGGCACGUUCUGAGUUAUGCCCCUCCCAUCUGGAGUUUUUCUUGACGGCAGAAAUGUUAAAAUAUGAUUUUUUAUUUAGAUUUGAUUUUCUCUCUCUCUCUCUUUUUAAAAAAAAAUAAACAUAGGCUACUGAAUUGUAUAUAAUUUUAGAAAACGCAUUAUCGUGGUUUAAGUCAACUUUGUCAUAUAUUACCAAUAAAAUAAUGCACAAUUAGUUAAAAGAUUACUGGUGGCACAACUGAGUUAUCAUUCAAACGGUUCUGGAAAACCGGCACGUUUUCCAUUUUCCAAAUGUAUAAGCAGUUGAAUGGUCUUUAUUAUUAUUAUUAUUAUUUUUUAAUAAUUAUUCAAGAUUCUAAGUGUGAGUUUUAAAUCGGGGUUAACCAUAAACCGAGAUCCAUCCUUUUUGCUUACAUUACAGUAAAUAAUCAAGGAGCUCUUGACGCGGCGAGGCCCGGAGACAUUUCACAUGACCGUGCAUGCACCCAACCAAACGCAGUCUCCGUGAGCAGGUGCAGACGACCCAAAGCAUGGCUGACAAGAUAUCCAGUUUCAGGUGACUGGCAGGGGCAGCUGAGGCACUGAAAGAUGAAUCUUCUCAUGAGACGUCGCCUCAGCGUGCGCGCAGAGCGCGGCCGGGGAAUGCGCGUUGCGCGCGUACUUUUGGAGAGCAAAUGACAACACGUGUUACGGGCUUGUUUCGCAAACUCAGGAAGAACCAUCAUCCACCGAGCAGUGCCAACGGUGCCUAUGUACGCCUAGGAACAGUGUCCAGCGUGUAGUAUGGGACAGCGAUGUUGUCCAGGAAAGGACUUAUUCCUGACGACUACGUGCUGACUCGCUUGGCGGAGGAUGUGCUGCAGCCCAAAUUCAAGGCGAAGCAGAGGAAGGCACGGUUCGUGGCAAAGAACGGAGCCUGCAAUGUAGCUCACACAAAUAUUCGCGAACAAGGACGGUUUCUGCAAGACGUUUUCACCACACUCGUAGACCUAAAAUGGCUUCAUACUCUUCUUAUAUUUACCAUGUCUUUCCUCUGCAGUUGGCUUUUGUUUGGCAUGAUUUGGUGGCUCAUUGCUUUCGCGCACGGAGACCUGGACGUGAAAGAUGACGACUUUGUCCCGUGCGUUACGGACAUCCACUCGUUUUCUUCCGCGUUUCUGUUCUCAAUCGAGGUCCAGGUGACUAUAGGAUUUGGUGGGCGAAUGAUUACAGAGGAAUGCGUGUCCGCUAUCGUAAUGUUGAUAAUCCAAAAUAUAGUAGGUCUUGUCAUUAACGCAAUCAUGCUAGGGUGCAUCUUCAUGAAAACGGCGCAGGCUCACCGACGGGCGGAGACACUGAUUUUCAGUAAACACGCAGUGAUUUCAGUAAGAAACAACAAGCUGUGUUUUAUGAUCCGCGUCGGUGACCUUCGCAAGAGCAUGAUCAUUAGCGCCGCGAUACGGAUGCAGGUGGUGCGGAGGACCACCAUGGACGACGGCGAAGUGGUCCCUCUAGACCAGAUUGACAUUACCAUGGACAACCCUGUCGGCACCAACGGCAUUUUCUUGGUUUCUCCGCUCAUCAUUAGUCACGUCAUCGAAAAAAGCAGCCCGCUGUACGAGCUGUCUGCCGUCGACCUGCAGCACGACGACAUCGAGGUCGUGGUCAUCCUCGAGGGAGUGGUGGAGACAACCGGGAUCACCACCCAAGCCCGGACGUCCUACGUGUCCGAGGAGAUCCUGUGGGGGCAGCGCUUCGUGCCGACCGUAUCCGAGGAAGACGGCAUGUACGCCGUAGACUACUCGAAGUUCGGAAAUACCGUCAGAGUGCCAACUCCGAGUUGCAGUGCGCGAAAAAUAGACGAAGGAGGAGGCAUGGCGCAACUUAAAAUGAAAGAUGCCGCUUCUAUGAGGUCCCCGGUGCGUAUACGAUUAAGACAGCCAAGUACCAUCCAUGAGUGACUUUUUUUAAGGGAAUUAUUUUGUAUUCAGAAAUUGAGUUGAGGAUAAACGCAACACCAGAAGCUGCCCCCUCUAGGUUCACACUUGCGCACCCAUAUCCUCCCAGUGGGACUCCAGACCCGCCACCCUUGGAUCUUCGGCGGGGGUCUUUUAACGCGCACCUGAAGCCCAGAUCUCCAUCACACAUUAUGAGUCUCUUCCCCAGACAGAACUGCACUAACUACUAUCCGUAAAAGAUAGAAACCGGCUGUUGUGGGCAUAUGGGCUGUUACAAGCAUAUUAUUUAUACAUUUGAUUGCCAGAUAAAUUCCGUUGCCUCUUUGUUGCUCCGGAACCCGCGAAAUGACAUGAUGGAGAUUUUAGUUUAAUAGGGGUUUUUUUGUUGUUUUUUUUAAACUGUUCUUGUCUGGCGAACCAUGUUUAUGUUGAUUGUCUCCAGAUCUUUCCUCAGGAUAAUUGUGUCAAAAUAAUUUUCUCGGCAUAAUAAAUGCGGGAUAUAUUUGGAGGACA
Electrophorus electricus (electric eel) is the source of this 2566-nucleotide messenger RNA. RefSeq names its product potassium inwardly rectifying channel subfamily J member 11 (gene kcnj11). Gene Ontology annotation, cellular component: plasma membrane. Gene Ontology annotation, molecular function: ATP-activated inward rectifier potassium channel activity. Gene Ontology annotation, biological process: potassium ion import across plasma membrane; regulation of monoatomic ion transmembrane transport. The record is from RefSeq and is a predicted model, not a curated record. Lineage: Eukaryota; Metazoa; Chordata; Actinopteri; Gymnotiformes; Gymnotidae.